This is a messenger RNA of Umbelopsis ramanniana AG, 485 nucleotides long. RefSeq lists its product as uncharacterized. The coding region runs from base 49 to 387 and encodes 112 amino acids. NCBI's taxonomy places the organism in Eukaryota, Fungi, Mucoromycota, Umbelopsidomycetes, Umbelopsidales, Umbelopsidaceae. The transcript is spliced from 3 exons. The record is from RefSeq and is a predicted model, not a curated record. Gene Ontology annotation, cellular component: mitochondrion.
GAUUUUUUUUGUUUACCUUUUGUCUUUGCAAGCACUCUUUAAAUCGCUAUGGCCGCACUCACAAGGCAGAUGCCAGGAAUUAGACGCUUGGUAGCUCAAGUCCGAUUAUCACACUCAGGCACUAUACCAAGCGGUGGAAAGCAAAUUCCCUCUCCACGUGGCAAGACAACUGACGUUGAGUCCUUUCUGAAGCACGCUGGACGUGGCAGCGAGGAAUUUGCCUCAAAGUUUCAAGACUGGCAGCAGCUUUUCAGUGUCUCUAGUCGAGAUUUGAAAGAGUUUGGCAUUCCUACAAAGACGAGAAAGUUCAUUCUUUCUCGAGUUGAAUUUUAUCGCCAAGGAAUUGAUCCACAUCCAAUGGCCGUUAAGAAGCCCAAGAAAAAAUAGAUAAUUGUAAAUAAUCAUAGAAACUACUAGACUUGUACCAAUACCACCCUGUUUUCAUAAAUCAUACCUAUUGCCCUUGCAUUUGAAAAGAUUUUUUU